AUGCCCAACUCCCCAGAGGCACUUCUGGGAAGAGAUUUGUUGGAACAAUUGGGUGCAAAAAUUACAUUUGAAAAAGGAGAAAUUACUCUGGAGGUGAAGGAUCGACAAUAUAUCCAGGUACUGAGUCUAUUUCUAACCAGUUCCCCCACAGAAGGAAAAACUCCCGAGGAGGUCCUAAACUGGGUAUACCCUCGGGUGUGGGCCACUGAUGUGCCUGGAAGAGCAAAGAAUGCUCCACCCAUUGAAUUUAGACUCAAAGAAGGCUGGCAACUGGUAAGGGUUAAGCAAUAUCCGCUAAAACAGGAAGAUAAAGAAGGAAUCUGGCCAGUGAUAGAAAAAUUUUCACAAUUAGGAUUAUUGAAAGAGUGCAAGUCGGAUUUUAACACCCCUGUACUACCUGUCCGUAAACCUGACGUGUCGUACCGCGUGGUCCAGGACUUUUGAGCUGUAAACAAAAUAACAGAGGACCUCUACCCGGUAGUAGCAAACCCAUAUACUUUGUUGACCGUAUUGGCUCCCAAACUAACCUGGUUUACUGUUUUAGAUCUGAAAGAUGCCUUCUUUUGCCUCCCUCUCCAUGAAGCCAGUCAGAAAUUACUUGCAUUUGAAUGGGAAAACCCCAAAAGUGGUCGAAAAACUCAGCUCACUUGGACGGUGCUGCCACAAGGAUUUAAGAACAGUCCUACCAUCUUCGGCAAUAAACUCGCAAAAGACUUGGAAUCCUGGGAAAUCCCGUCUGAAGAAGGGAGAUUAUUACAGUAUGUGGAUGACAUUCUGACUGCCACCAAAACAGAGGACGGUUGUGUGACCUGGACGAAGCAGGGGAUUGCUCUGGGGAUACUAGCACAAGAUCUGGGUCCAUAUCGACGAGCAGUUGCCUAUUUCUGCAAACAAUUGGAUGCAACUGCAAAGGGUUGGCCUGGAUCCCUGCGAGCGGUUGCAGCUGUAAUAUUAAACGUACAGGAAGCCCGAAAAUUUACCUUGGGCCAGAAAAUGACUGUCUUGGUGUCCCAUAUGGUAUCCACAGUAUUGGAGGCAAAAGGAGGACACUGGCUUUCUCCACAAAGAUUCCUGAGAUAUCAGGCCAUACUAGUAGAACAGGAUGAUGUGGAGAUCAUAGUUACUAACAUUGUCAAUCCAGCUUCCUUUCUCAGUGGAAACACUGGAGAACUGGUGCAUCAAGACUGCUUGGAGACCAUUGAAGCAACCUAUGCGAGUCGCCCGGAUCUGAGAGACAGCCCUAUGGAAAAUGGGGAAAACUGGUUCACAGAUGGAAGCAGCUGUGUCCUGAGUGGUAAGAGACAUGCGGGGUACGCUAUUACCACCAGUCAAGAAAUCAUAGAGUCAGGACCUUUGCCCAUAAACACCUCUGCACAGAAGGCAGAAAUAAUUGCUUUAACCCGUGCCUUGGAAUUGGCCCAAGGCAAAGUUGUGAAUAUAUACACAGACUCGAAGUCUGCCUUCAGAGUUGUGCAUGCACAUGGAGCAAUCUGGAAGGAAAGAGGAUUAUUGAACUCUCAAGGGAAAAACAUCAAACAUGCAGACGAAAUUUUGAAACUGCUGGAGACAGUUCAGCUCCCUGAGAAUGUGGCAGUCAUGCAUAUUAAGGUGCACCAGAAAGUGAGCUCAGAAUUGGUAAAAGGAAACGAGCUGUCGGACAGAGAGGUAAAACAAGUAGCCAAAACAGAGGGACAGGAGGGUGCAGCUUUGACUUUUGGGACUGUAACCUCCCUGACGGACAUUGGUACCUCUGUGGAAAUGGGAAAGCAUAUAAAAGCUUACCUGCUGAUUGGUGGGGAGAAUGCACAGAGGGGAUACUGGUUCCGCAAAUGUUUUCUGUAA
Molecule: messenger RNA, 1842 nt
Organism: Opisthocomus hoazin
Lineage: Eukaryota; Metazoa; Chordata; Aves; Opisthocomiformes; Opisthocomidae
Source: RefSeq, a predicted model, not a curated record